Molecule: messenger RNA, 204 nt
Organism: Aphanomyces invadans
Lineage: Eukaryota; Oomycota; Saprolegniomycetes; Saprolegniales; Verrucalvaceae
Exons: 1
Source: RefSeq, a predicted model, not a curated record
AUGUGUAUACCCGAGUACGCCAAGCUGGUGGCACCGCUGCUGCGACUGUUGGGCGUCGCUGCCAAGGCGACAGUUGGCACUAGACGGAAGUCGACGCAGGAGAGGGUCCACCUGGUCAACAUGGGCGACGAUGUGUCAUGUUUCGAGGCCAUCAAAGAUACUUUGCGCCGCAUGGUCCUGUUGGCCCAUCCGACAUCUGACAAG